Periophthalmus magnuspinnatus is the source of this 3320-nucleotide messenger RNA. RefSeq names its product TCDD-inducible poly(ADP-ribose) polymerase (gene tiparp). The record is from RefSeq and is a predicted model, not a curated record. Gene Ontology annotation, molecular function: NAD+ poly-ADP-ribosyltransferase activity; zinc ion binding. NCBI's taxonomy places the organism in Eukaryota, Metazoa, Chordata, Actinopteri, Gobiiformes, Gobiidae. The coding region runs from base 341 to 2452 and encodes 703 amino acids. The transcript is spliced from 7 exons.
AGAGAGAGAGCGAGAGCGUCAUUCUCCACAGCUGUGCGUUUGUGCUGCUCGGCUCUUUGUGGCUCUGCGCUGCUCUGUCCGGACAGAGAAGGAUACAAAGACACGGGCACACAGCAUGAAGUAGAGAGAGCAUGAGAGCCACGGGGCCAGCAGAGGGACACCAGAGGGACACCACGAACCCGAGCGGACUAUAAUCUAGUCCGCACGCGGAUACUAUUUCCUCCGAGUGGAUGAGACCCUGCCGAUGUACGCCCUGGAUUUUACCCAGCAUAGAGUGUCGAGAACGGGGGGAGUGGGGCGGACUUCAGCGCGCAGGGCUGUCUGGCUUUAGAAGGGGAUCAUGGAUAAAACUUUGCACAUUCUCCAGAAAUCAGCAGACGGUGUGCCGACUGGGCUGUCCCUGGAUAUCAGCUUAAACAUGGGUGAAGGGGACGACUUCACAGAGAACCAGAUUGUGGGUCUGUCUGAUAAAAUUCCUUUGGUGAAACCUUUUUUCAAAAAGAAGCAGAGAAAAUUGGAUGCCAAAUGUCUUCAUCGAGCCUUGGAGGACCCUAUCCUGACCACUCUGCUCAGCACAGACACUCUGGUCUCUGGGGACGGGGUGUUUGUUCCCCGGAACCAGCCGAACCGGACCCCUGGCAGCCUGUGUGCUGCAGCAGUUGUCAAACAGAACUGCAUGGACCAGGACUGUUUAAAGGACACAUCUACUGCUGCCGAUGGCACAGCAGGCCUUAUGACCCAGGACACUGAUGUGGAAAUAGCUGAUACUACUGCAGAACUGGAGGAGACGGAGCACACUGGGGAGCUCCCCAAAAUCACUGACCCCACCUCAGACAAUAGUCACUGCUUUCAGGUAAAACCAGGCCUGAGGCCGGCUGGGAGCACACCCUCCCGCACGGAUAUUCCCCCCAUAGUUAAAACUCAGACCCCUCUUCAGGACUGCUCUCACAAAAGCGAUGACCUUCUAACCUCUGUGGCCAAAAGCCUGCCGCUCAAAGACUGCACUGCUGUCCAGGAGUCCCAUCCCCUGCUUUUCCCCAUUGCUCAGCCUGACAAAGGAGAGCUAUUUCAGGAUAAGAGUGAGGAGGCUUCUCUGGACCUGGUGUUUGAGCUGCUCACACAGCUGCAGUACCACACGCACCAGGCCGACUCUGUGGACAUUUGUGUAGAUUUCCUUCAAGGACUAUGUGUUUACGGCAAUGACUGUGCCCACCACCACACGGUACUGCCCUACCACUGGCAGAUCCGCAGGAGCAGCACUCAUAAGUGGCAGAGUGUAGCCGAUGAAUCCCAGGAACAACUGGAGAGACUCUACUGCAACCCCGACAAUGAGCAAGUGCGGCUCAAGUAUCAGGGCCGUGUCUUCUCUCUUGAUUUCGGGGCGAUGCGAGUGUGCGACCUGGAAUUUGACCGCGUCCGACGGCUGACCACACCCCCUGGCACCACAAAUCCUGCCCCCUCUCCCAACUGUCACACCACGUGGAAGUACUACUGUAGAGACAACUUUGGCUGGAGGGAAUACUCCGAGCCUGUAGUGAAGCUCAUCGAGGAAGCUAGCGCCAGGGGUCUAAAGGAGGUGCGCUUCAUCACGCUCCAAAACCAGUACAUCCUCAACAUCCGGGAGGGCUUCCAGCAGAACGCCGUGUUUGGCUUCAGGAGGCAAAUCAAGAAGCGACCUAUGUACAUGUCCUCGGUGGUCCUCACUCCACACCUGCAGACCCUGGGAGGCCUAUCUCUCUCCUCUUCAUCCUCCUCCACCUCCUCCGCAGACCUCUCCUCACCACAGCCGCUCUCCCCCACCUCCACCUCCCCGCCCAGCCUCUUCCCUGAGACCUGGCUGCCCAUGAGCUCUAGCCAGGACUUCCUGCAAGUACCCGUGUCCCGGGAGGACCGCAGCUACCGCACCGUCUACAGCCUCUUCCACAAGACCGUGUCCGAGACCAAGUUCCGGAUCAUCAAGAUCCUCCGUGUGCAGAACCCCUUCCUCUGGGAAAAGUACAAGAGGAAGAAGGAGUACAUGUUGCGGCGCAUGUCUGAGGUGGACAAACUGCUGAGCGAGCGGCACCUGUUCCAUGGCACCUCGGCGGAUGUGGUGGAGGGCAUCUGUAAGCACAACUUUGACCCGCGCGUGUGUGGUAAACAUGCUACAAUGUUCGGACAGGGCUCCUACUUCGCCCGCAAGGCCGUCUACUCCCACAACUUCUCCAAGCGCUCACCCAAAGGAGUCCACUGCAUGUUCCUGGCCAAAGUCCUCACUGGCAGGUUUACAGUAGGAAACCCCUCCAUGCGACGCCCCCCUCCCAUCAACCCCCGCGACCCCUCCAGUGACCUGUAUGACUCGUGCGUGGACAACUGGGUGGACCCUCAGAUCUACGUCAUCUUCAACGACGACCAGAGCUACCCCUACUUCAUCAUCCAUUACGAGGAAGUACCCACCACCGUCUCCGUUUGAUCGCACCUAUAGCUCUUCAUUUUGGACUGUUAAGAGUGCCAAUAACUGCUCAACUAAAAAUAAAAAAAAUCAUACUUUUUCUCAAUCGAUUUUUGAAUGGAUUGAUCUAUCUCUGAUUCAAAUCGAACUUCACCAACGGAAUACUUGAAAUGCUUUGAAAGUCUUGGAGAAGCUCGCAAAUGGAACACAUCUGUCGAAAUCGGGAUCCAACGCGACUGGACCGCAUCAAGGAGGAGCCGACCGGUGCAAACCAGAUUGAACUGGAAACAACUGGACUCUAAACAGACUAUACCUACCACGAGACUAGCGUUCGGACAUUGGACACAAAAAGCACUCGCCAACCUCUCUUGAAUCCUCUCGACUUGGUACUUUUGGACUCUUUGACUCCCAAGUCUCUGCACUGCUGUAGACAGUAGCAUCUUGCCAGUACUGUGAAUGAACAAGUGGUUGUAUUACUCCGAGGAAGCGACAAGCAACCGAUUAGUGGCUUCCAACUUUUCGAGAAACCCUUUUGUUGUUGUUUUUUUUCUUACAAGUGUUUACCCAUGGCCCUUAUAUUUUGUGCUGCGUGUUUGAAUCUUCUUUAGUGGACAUGAUUCUUGUGGCCUGACUAAGAUGAGCUGAUAGGUUCGUUUGCAUGCCUUGGCUCGCCCUCCUUCUUGGGGUCGUUGAGGGGGUCGGACACUGGCACCGCGCUGCUGCUGCGGCGUGGUGCACCCAAGUGGAGACUGUGGUUCUAUUGAGACAAACUGUACAGAUGUUCUCUUUGUUUAUAUUUGAGCUGUGUGCCUUUUGUUCAUAAAAAUGUUUAUUUAUGUGAAAUGUAAACAUUGAUUAAAUAAAAAAUCCAAAAGAGAAAGUGACCAAA